Messenger RNA from Suncus etruscus (white-toothed pygmy shrew), 1500 nucleotides. It is a transcript of the gene CHEK2, whose product is annotated as checkpoint kinase 2. NCBI's taxonomy places the organism in Eukaryota, Metazoa, Chordata, Mammalia, Eulipotyphla, Soricidae. Gene Ontology annotation, cellular component: nucleus; cytoplasm. The transcript is spliced from 13 exons. Gene Ontology annotation, molecular function: ATP binding; protein binding; protein serine/threonine kinase activity. Bases 79 to 1500 code for a protein of 473 amino acids. Gene Ontology annotation, biological process: protein phosphorylation; mitotic DNA damage checkpoint signaling. The record is from RefSeq and is a predicted model, not a curated record.
CCUGUAGACACUAUGAAGAUUUGAUCCAGGUAUCCGCCUCCAGAUCUGUUUGCCUUUAACCACUCCUCCUCUGUGGCGAUGUCUCUCGAACCAGAUGUGAAACUUGAGCAGCCCCACGACGGUGCCUCCCAGUCCCAGAGUGGGGGCUCAGGCUCCCAGACCCAGGGUGGCCUUGGGCUGCCACUGGGCCUCUCCAUGCAGACCCCUGGCUCCUCCUCACAGUCACAUGGCACCUCCAGCUCCUCCAACAGCACAGUGCCCACGCCCAGCCAGUCAUCUCAGUCCAGCUCGGGGACACUGAGCUCUGUAGACACCAUAUCUACUCAGGAACUCGCCAGUAUUCCCGAGGACCAGGAAGCUGACGAGCCCAUCCCUGUGUCUUGGGCUCGAUUAUGGGCCCUUCAGGAUGGAUUCUCUAAUCUGGAGUGUGUGAACGACAGCUACUGGUUUGGGAGGGACAGAAACUGUGAAUACUGCUUUGAUGGGCCGCUGCUAAAAAGAACAGAUAUUUACCGAACUUACAGCAAAAAGCACUUUCGGAUUUUCAGGGAAAUGGGGCCUAAAAACUCUUACAUCACAUACAUAGAAGAUCACAGUGGAAAUGGAACCUUUGUAAAUAAAGAGCUUGUAGGAAAAGGAAAACGCCUUCCUUUGAAUAACAAUUCUGAAAUUGCACUUUCAUUGUGGAGUAAUAAAGUUUUUGUAUUUGUUGAUCUGACUGUAGAUGACCAGUCAGUGUAUCCUCAGGAAUUAAGAAAUGAGUACAUCGUGUCAAAAACUCUUGGAAGUGGUGCCUGUGGAGAGGUGAAACUUGCUUUUGAGAAGAAAACGUGUAAGAAAGUCGCCAUAAAAAUCAUUAGCAAAAGGAAGUUUGAUAUUUGCUCAGAGGGAGAGGUGGAACCGGCUCUCAACGUUGAAACAGAAAUUGAAAUUUUGAAAAAACUAAAUCAUCCUUGUAUCAUCAAGAUUAAAGACUUCCUUGAUGCUGAAGAUUAUUACAUUGUUUUGGAAUUGAUGGAAGGAGGAGAAUUGUUUGACAAGGUGAAGAGAAAUAAACGCCUGAAAGAAGCCACGUGCAAACUCUAUUUCUACCAGAUGCUGCUGGCUGUGAAGUACCUUCAUGAAAAUGGCAUUAUACAUCGGGACCUAAAGCCAGAGAAUGUUCUGCUAUCAUCUCACAAAGAGGACUGCCUUAUAAAGAUUACUGAUUUUGGACAAUCCAAGAUUCUAGGGGAGACCUCUCUCAUGAGAACCUUAUGUGGGACCCCUACGUACUUAGCUCCUGAGGUUCUCGCUUCCCUGGGGACUACCGGAUAUAACCGAGCUGUGGACUGCUGGAGUUUAGGAGUCAUACUUUUCAUUUGCCUUAGUGGGUACCCACCCUUCUCUGAGUAUAAGACUCAAGUGUCUCUGAAGGAUCAGAUCACCAGUGGAAAAUACAACUUCAUUCCAGAAGUCUGGGCAGAGGUCUCAGAGAAGGCUCUAGACCUUGUCAAGUAG